This is a messenger RNA of Carassius gibelio (silver crucian carp), 1384 nucleotides long. RefSeq names its product SPARC-like 2 (gene sparcl2). Gene Ontology annotation, biological process: anatomical structure development. Lineage: Eukaryota; Metazoa; Chordata; Actinopteri; Cypriniformes; Cyprinidae. The record is from RefSeq and is a predicted model, not a curated record. The transcript has 8 exons. The coding region runs from base 88 to 867 and encodes 259 amino acids. Gene Ontology annotation, molecular function: protein binding; extracellular matrix binding; collagen binding.
GAUUCUGAGUCAUAACUGCUGGAUCUACAUUUUAAAAGUCACCUGUUGAACUCAUGUUUCAGAUCCACAAACAUCCUUCUGUGAGAAAUGCACCUGCUCGGUCAUCUGUUGUUCUUCACACUCACUCUUCACCUCGGUGUCGUCAAGGCUGGAAGAGCCCAGCGUAAACAGAGGCAGGCUGAAGAGAAGCUGAGGCCAUAUUUGGGCAGAGUGGAUCCUGAAUCCCUUUGUCAGUUGUUGAAAUGUCACAGUCCUAUUGGUUCCUGGUGCCAAGUAGUGAAGGAGGGGGGAGUUCUCGCCCCUAAAUGUGUGUGUCCAAAGACCUGCCCACGGCAGGUGGCACCAGUGUGUAGCGUUUUGGGGAAGACGUACAGCAAUGAGUGUCUUCUUCACAAGGAGGCCUGCCGCAAAAAACGACGCAUCGGCAAGGCACAUAGUGGAGCCUGUAUUGUGAGCAAGGCUGAGUGCUCUGAGGAAGAGUUCGGUCAGUUCCCGUACCGUCUGCUGGACUGGUUCCUACUCCUCAGCAGAAUGGGAGAGAGAUACACACCAGCCGCUCCCUCACAAAGCUGCCUCACACACACACAGCGAACCCAGCUUGCAGAGAGGAGGUUUGUUCUGCUGGAUCGUAAAAGGGACGGGAAGUUAAACAGGAGAGAUCUGAGAAAGCUCCACUACAAGCGGAUGCCACUGGAGCACUGCGCUCAAAGAUUCUUCCAGUCAUGUGACAAGAACAAGAAUAAGAAGGUGACCCUGAGGGAGUGGACAUCCUGUCUGGUUGACCAGUCAGAACGCUGGUUUCAGGAUUUCAUGUCCGUGAAGAUGGGCUCACCAAAGCUGUGUCCUGUCCCAGACAACAACCUGUAAAUUUUGGAUGCUUUAUCCAGGUGGAAUCAUAUUUUAAACCUUAUAAUAUACCUAGAAAUAAAAAUAUUUUAUAACUGGAGAAAGCUAGCCAUUUGCAUUCUUGUUGGAUUAGAAAUACAGCAAAUAGGGGUAAUGUGAAAUAUUCUUAGAAUUUAAAAUAACUAUUUUCUAUUUGAAUAUAUGUUAUAAAGUGUAAUUUAUUCCUGUGAUGUCAAAGCUGAUUUUUCAGCAGCCAUUACAUGAUCCUUUGGAAAUUAUUCUAAUAUGCUGAUUUACUACAUAAGAAACAUUUCUUAUUGUUAUCAUAAGAAUAAAAACUGUUGCUAUGAUUAAUAUUUUAAGGAUUACAAUAGAAAGUACAUUAUACAUUUCUUUACUGUCACUUUUGAUCAAUUUAAUACAUACAUGCUGAAUAAAAGUUUUUCUUUACCAAACAGGUUUUUCUUUUCUUCUUUUCAACUUUUUCAAAAAAGUUUUUCUUUUACACUGCAGCAUUUGAAACACAAUAGCUGUUGCC